GGCACAGCUGUUUUUAAAAAUGAUAAGUAAAACUAGAUUUUCAGCAUCAUCGCUGAUUAGAAUCGCCCGUGUCCGCAGCACCUUACAUAAUGGCCAAGCGAGACACCUGGAAGCAGAUGCGCCAGAUCUUUGGCCAGGCGGUGGAGGCAGUGCACCCAGAGCGAAUAUUCGCCGACUACCAAAAGUUUGACUUGCGGGCAGUAGUCGGUGAGAACCCUAGGGAAAUCUCCAUAAAACUGGAUGGAGCAAAGCAGGAUAUCAGCGGGAAGACCUGCCACAUCGUGGGCUUUGGAAAGGCUGUCCUGGGAAUGGCCAACAAGGUGCAUCAGGAUCUGGGCACUCGCUCUGCUGGCGGAGUGCUAAGUGUGCCGGUGAACACCCUAAAGCAGUUCCAACAACCCAUUGCAACGGGUUUGCGGAUUCACGAGGGAGCAGCCGGAAAUCUGCCUGAUGAGGCUGCUCUGCAGGCUGCCCAGGAAAUCCGUCAGCUGGCCCAGAAGAUGACCUACCAGGACAUCCUCUUUGUUUUCAUCUCUGGCGGCGGUUCGGCUCUCUUGCCCUUGCCCCGUCCACCUUUGACCUUGGAGGACAAGCGCAAUAUUGCUGAUAAACUAAUGAAGCGCGGAGCCAGCAUCCAGGAGAUCAAUGCCGUGAGGAUUGCCUGUUCGGACAUCAAGGGCGGUCGCCUGGCUAGGAUUGCCGGCCAGGCGGGUCUCCUUGUGACCUUUGUGCUCAGCGAUAUUAUCGGAGAUCCCCUAGAGCUAAUAGCGUGUGGUCCCACCAUUCAACCGGUGGUUGGAGCGUCCCCUUCGGACAUUCUCAAGAAGCAUCAGGUGUGGGAGGAGCUCUCACCGUCGAUACAAAAGGUGUUUGAGCCGCCAGAGGAACUGGACAAUCAAUUGCUACCCAAUCACAAGAUCUUUGUGGUGGGCAGCAAUGUGAUAGCCACCUCGACAGCCGCCUUGGAGGCCGAAAAACUGGGCUACAUUCCCUGCGUGCUCAGUUGUGGCGUUCAGGGGGAUGUUUCCCAAGUGGCUGGCGACUAUCAGAGGUUACUACAUGGCAUCCAGGAGGCCAAGCAGCAGGGAAUACGAGAUGCGCAGCUCCGGGAGAAGUAUGCCUUUGGUGAGAGAAGUUUUCCGGGAUUCCGAAGGGCCCUGGAAGAUCAUCUAAGCAGCAAGAAGCCGCUUUUCCUGAUCUGCGGAGGCGAGCCAGUCAUCAAAGUAACUGGCCAGGGAUUGGGUGGCCGCAGUCAGCACCUGGCUUUGCUCAUGUCGCAGACUCUGCACCGCGACGAAUCCCUGAGGGAUUGCACCUUUCUGAGCGCCGGAACCGAUGGCAUCGAUGGACCCACCGAUGCAGCCGGUGCCAUUGGAGACAGCAGCGUGGUGGAGAGCUACUUAGCCGAUCACACCCUGGAUGAGCUGGCCGAAACGCUGCGUAACUGCGACAGCUACAACUUCUACAAGAAUCUCGCGCAGGGCGAGCACCAUGUGCUCACUGGACACACGGGCACCAAUGUAAUGGAUCUGCAUUUCCUGGUCGUGCCUUAGUUUUCAACGCCCCCGCCCAUAAAUACACAGAUACAUAACAUAUAACGCAUAGAUGUGGGGCAGUUCGUUAAUGGAGCUGCUCUUGAACCGCAGACGACCGCAGGCAAUAGUCGUUUAAAUUUGUUUUUACGAUUUUCCUCUUUAAUUUUGCUCUAUGAAAUUUUAACGACUUUUUUCAUUAACAUUUUUAAUAACCAUUGAAAUUCAAAUAUUUUGUGAUCUUUAUGCUCUGAGACAGUC
This is a messenger RNA of Drosophila takahashii, 1793 nucleotides long. Its product is annotated as glycerate kinase. Gene Ontology annotation, cellular component: cytoplasm. NCBI's taxonomy places the organism in Eukaryota, Metazoa, Arthropoda, Insecta, Diptera, Drosophilidae. Gene Ontology annotation, molecular function: glycerate kinase activity. Gene Ontology annotation, biological process: protein phosphorylation. The record is from RefSeq and is a predicted model, not a curated record.